AUGUCGCCACUAAGCCUAAAGUUAGGCCUGUUAUUCAUUUGUGUGAGUUUAAGUGUCAAGGCCAGACCUCAAGAUGGUGUGGGAGAGAUGCUUAAAGGUCUGCUGGCAUCGAGGGGUCCAGUCAAUCCAGCAGAUAUAAAUGGCCUGAUGGCAGCCAGAGGAUUUUUAACCAAUUCAGCCAUCAGCAACUUUGAUGUGAAUAAACAAUUCGCAAUGUGUCCUUCUAACACAGCAAAUCAAGGUACCUCCUUGGUGGGUCGAGGUUUGAGUGAAAAUACCCUGGCGGAAAUUCCUAUACAACCUAGUGUACCACUCAAUGCCUUUGCCAAAAACUUUGAAUUCAGUUCAGAUCCAGGAGGCAUUAGCAACACUGUUUUGAGUAAACAGAAAGUUGACCAAUUUUCAAAUCUACAGGGCAGUGGCAUUAGCGAAAACACCUUAGCCCAAGUGCCGGUGCAGGCCAGAGCUCCCAUUGACUUGAUUACUCAAAAUACUCAAAUUGCCUCAGGACCCGGAGGCAUAGCCAACAAACAGCUCAAUAAACAAGCAGUCGAUCAAAGUUCCAAUCUCCAGGGAUCUGACAUUACCAAAACCAAUGUGGCUCAAAUCCCUGUUAGCGCAUUAGUGCCUGCUAAAGUGUUGACGAACAAUCUGCAAGUGGUGCCAGAUGGAGGUCCAGGCUCGGACAUAGUCAAUGAGAAUGUCAACAAACAAUUUUUUGAUCAAAGUUCAAGAUUAAGCGGAAGUGAUAUAACAGAAUUCAAUGCCGUCCAACUACCCAUAGGAGCCGCUGUGGCUCCCGAAGUUUUGCGUAAAAAUGUCCAGGUGGUGGGAGGAAGUGAUGGCCAGAUACAAAAUGUCAAUGUUAACAAGCAAACACUUGACCAAAGCAGUAAUUUGGAGGGCGACAAUUUGAAGGGCAUUAAUUUGGUAAGAGGAGGCGUUUUGGCCGGUGUUGUUCCCAAGGUGUUGACGGACAAUACCCAAGUAAUUGCAGGCUCAAAUGGUGCGAGAGGUUUCUCCAAACCAACUGGCGAUGAAGCUAGUACCCUAGGAUCGGAGUUUGGUAUUCCUGCCGGCAUUAACAAUCUCGCCUUGAACUCACAGAACUCCGACCUAAGCGAUACCAUUACCGGCGAUGGUAAUACCAAAAUCGAUGGCUUGAAAACAGCUCCUCAAGCAUUGUUAGGUGCCUCAGUCUUGGAGAGGAGUACACAAAUUGCCCCCGAUGGCAGCAUACAAGACGUCACCAUUAAUUCGCAGAAUACCGAUGCCGAUACUGUUAUUAAGGGUGACAACAACAAGAAAUUAGCGCUGGGCAGUUUAAAUCCUCAAGCUUUAAUAGCUGGCAAUCUUUUGGGCUCUCGAUCGCAGUUCACUGGCAGAUCUGGUGGUCAGGAUGGUGGUGUUUUCAAUGCAGACCUCAACAAGCAAAAGAUUUCGGACAAACUCAUUGUGGAGGGUGAUAAUAACGAUAUAACCCAGCUUUUGUUACUCGAUCCACAAUUGGGUCUCGAUCUGGGCUUGGCCAAUUCCGAAACUCAGGGAUCUGGAGGACCAGGAUCGGCUAUAAACAAAAAUCUUUUGCUUCAAAAAUCUGACAGCUCGGUACUUGUGACCGGUGACAAUAACACAGUUAAUCGCGGCGUUGUGGCUGAUCCUCAAGUUGGUAUUAAUUUGCGUAUUGCCGAGAUAACCAAACAGGUCACAGGUUUGGUGAGCGGCAAACAGCCAACCGAGGAGGAAUGUGUGGCCAUUGACAACACUGGCAUUAUACAGGAACAGAAUAAAGACAUCACGGUUGUGGGUGACAAUAACGAGAUCAACACUUUGGCCGAUCUCGGUUUACAAGCGGGGAUUGAUGCUAAUGUGGCUACAAGUCUAUUGCAAAAGAUUAGAUGUAAGAAUAGGAAGACGACGACGGUAAGGCCAACCACAGAACCCCCAACGGAACCACCUACAGAACCGCCUACAGAGCCUCCAACCGAGCCACCAACAGAGCCUCCCACUGAGCCACCUACAGAUCCUCCCACUGAACCCCCAACUAAACCCCCAUAUCCAACAAGAUACACAAGACCCACACGACCAACAAGACCUACACGACCAACAAGACCUACACGGCCAACAAGACCUACACGACCACCUACUCUACCUCCUACGCUACCACCUACGCUACCUCCUACGCAACCACCUACUGUGCCUCCAACCGUUCCGCCUACCCAGCCACCACGCCGCUGCUUCCGCAAAGUCUGUCGCAAAUGGAGAAGGACACAUUACUGCUGCUAUUAGCGUAGAUGAUAACGUCAUCAUGGCAUUUUAUUAAUCACUUUUUAUGUA
This is a messenger RNA of Stomoxys calcitrans (stable fly), 2337 nucleotides long. RefSeq lists its product as uncharacterized. The coding region runs from base 1 to 2289 and encodes 762 amino acids. The record is from RefSeq and is a predicted model, not a curated record. Lineage: Eukaryota; Metazoa; Arthropoda; Insecta; Diptera; Muscidae. The transcript has 12 exons.